CGUUAGAGUAAUUAUUAACUGAGUUAUGACACAAUGUCGGUGUGCGCAGGGCGGCUCGUGCGGCCGGGAGCCUAUAAAUGAGCAGCGCGUGCGCCGGGCCUCCGUUUGCAGCCAUGCGGGCGGUGCGGGUGUUGCGGGUGUGGUGGACGCUGAGCAUGGCGCUCUGGACUCUGUCUGCACUUCUCCCAGUAGGGAGAAGUUUCAGUGCCGAGAAGCCUCUGCACUGUUCGAUUGGCACCAGGAGGUGUAAAGACGGCCUGCAGUGUGUACCUUACAUCCAUGUGUGUGAUGGAGAGAAAGACUGUAAUGAUGGCUCUGAUGAAGAGGACUGUGCCACGGAGUGCAGCGUCGGGCAGUUCCAGUGUGCUCAUGGUAUGAUGUGUAUAGAGAAGAAGCAGUUGUGUGACGGUGUAACACAGUGCCAGGACCGAUCAGAUGAGGUGGACUGCUUUAACCCGGUUGAGGGCUGCAUCCAUCGCUGCGAUAAAAAGCGCUGCCUCUCUGAACAGUUUAUCUGCGACGGAGAAGCUGACUGCGACGACGGCAGCGAUGAAGCUGACUGCGGCAAGGGGAGCUGCAGCAGUGUAGAAUUUCAGUGCCGAAGUGGUCAGUGUGUGUCCAUCAGCAUGCACUGUGAUGGUUCGUCAGACUGUAGAGAUCACUCGGAUGAGGACGGGUGCAUCUCGCAGGUCACAUGUGCUGACGAUCAGCGACGAUGCCAAGACAACCAGCAGUGUGUGCUGCAGGAGUGGCUCUGUGAUGGAGAGAAUGACUGCAAGGACAUGUCAGAUGAACAGAACUGUACAGAGUCUGCAGUGCAGUGUGGGGAGUUUCAGUGGCUGUGUGCAUCUCAGACUCAGUGCGUUCCUCAGAGCUGGCGCUGUGAUGGCACCAGAGACUGCAGAGACCAGAGCGAUGAGGCUGGAUGUGAACCUGUGUCUUGCCCUCCUGAUCAGUUCCAGUGUGACAGUUCAGAGUGUUUGGACCCUUCACUCCUCUGUAACGGUGCUGCUGACUGUGCAGACCAAUCUGACGAGGGUGGAGACUGCAAGAGUGACGCAUGUUCUGACCAAUCACAGUGUGCGCAGAGCUGCUACAGCACACCCAGAGGAACACGCUGCUGGUGCAGGAAAGGCUACGAGCCGGUGGCUGACAGUGCGGAGUGUGUGGAUGUGGACGAGUGUGUGAAGACUCCAGAUGUGUGUGAUCACACCUGUGAAAACUCAGAUGGCUCGUACGAGUGCUCCUGUAAUCAGGGUUACGUUCUGGACCCUGACGGACACAGCUGUAAGAUUACAGGUGUGGCGUACCUGUUAGCCUCAAUACAGUCCGACGUCUUCCUCAUCAGCCUCAGGAGCUCAACCCAGAAUGUUCUCACCACUGAGAAGCAGCCUGUCCCAUCUCUGGAUUAUGACUGGAAGGAGCAGAAAGUGUAUUGGAUAAAUAUGGACGCUGAGGCUGUGAUGUGGACUACGCUGGACCAGACGAGUAGAGGAACGCUGAUCCAAGGAGUCAGGACAGAGUGCGUAGCAGUGGACUGGGUGGGGCGGAACCUGUACUGGACAGACAGAAGGGAAGGACAAAUAAAUGCUGUGGGGUUGGUUGGUUUUAGGGCGGAGCCUGUGGUCAUUGUAGACGGUGUAGACGAACUGAGCUCAUUGGCUCUGCUACCUCAAAAAGGCGUGAUGUUCUGGUCAGAAAUGGGCGAUGAAGCUCAGAUUGAGAGAGCAGGGAUGGACGGCUCAAACAGGCGAGUGUUGGUGCGUCGUUCUCUGCGCUGGCCCGUGGGUUUAGCAGUAGAUCUGCUUCAGAACCGGAUCUACUGGACCGAUGAGAAACUGCACUGUAUUGGCUCAGCCACGCUGGAUGGAGAUGAUGUUAAGAUCCUGCAACUGAUGGAGACUCGCAGUCCAUUCUCCUUAGCAGUGUUUGAAGAUUUGGUUUACUGGACUGACACAGGCAGAAGAACCAUUCAGAAGGCUCAGAAGGUGACUGGAAAGCAGCAACAGGUUCUGCUCAAACGGCUCAGCCAGCCGCUUGGGCUCAAGGUGAUGCAUGCCCUGCUGCAGCCGAGUGCCGAGAACCCGUGUGUGUUAAAGCGCUGCUCUCACCUGUGUGUCUUGGCACCUGGACAGAGUGCAGUGUGUAAAUGUCCUUCUCAACUCCUGCUGGAUGAUGAACAGACGUGUUCCAAACCAGGAGAUGCAACCUUCCUUAUGCUCAUGUCCAAUACUUCAAUAUCACAGGUCUUUAUGCACAGCAGGAGAUCAGGGGUUGGUCUUCAGGACUGGCCACAGCAUCAGAGAUUUGAGCUUCCUGAAGUGAGGGCAGCUUCAGCGUUGGACCUGGUCCUGAGGGAGCAGAUGCUCUACGUCCGUGACGCAGCUGCCGGUUCUUUGGGCCUGUUUAAACUGAAGGAGGCAGUAACCUGGCAUGGAACGCUGUUUAAGCUGAGGAAGGGCUCGAUAACAGCCAUGGCUGUGGAUUAUAUCACACUAAACGUGUUCUGGAGCUCCAGAGAUCAACCUGGAGUGUGUGUGACCUCAGCAGAUGGAGCACACACUGCCCUGAUUGUUGACAAGGGCAUGGUGCACUCUGUCACUCUGCACCCUCCAACUGGGCGGCUGUGUUUCAGUAAUUCUGAGCUGCGGGGAACAGGAACUCGUCUGGAGUGCACCUACAUGGAUGGAGGGAACCACACUGUGGUUUGGGACAGAGCCAUUAAUCCGGUCUCUCUAAGCCUGUCAAAUGAUGGGACCAGGCUUUACUGGGUUGACACUAGUCUAGGGCUCAUCAACUCUGUUAGAACUGAUGGAACUGAACAUAAAGUUCUCAGAAGUGAGGAGCCUGUGAUCGCGUUCACUUUAGCCAGCAAUGUCCUUGUCUGGCUCACAAAGACUGAUUCAACAAAGUGCUGGUUCAGUGAGGAUCAUCAGACAGCGACAAUGUGGUUUAAGGUGAAAGAGGAAGUGCUGGACGUCAAGGCUUUCAGCAAAUCCAGACAGAACGACACUAAUUUGUGCUCUAGAGGAAAUGGUGGCUGCAGUCAGCUCUGCUUGCCGUUUAAUGGUGGGAGGACCUGCCGCUGUGGGCGGGGUUUCAUCACCACUACUGAGAUGAGCUGUGCCCCCGACCCACAAUGCCAACAAGGCACCAUGCCGUGUCUCCGUGGAGACCAGUGUGUACGUCUGGAGCAGUUCUGCGACGGCAAUCCGGACUGUCCAGAUGACUCGGAUGAGAUCUGUGUUCAAGAUAAAUCUGUGGAAGGUGUUGAACCAAAAGUACAUACCAACUCCACAUCUCCACUUCCACCAGGUCCAAAAGCUUCUGAUGGCCCUGUUUUAGUGAAGAACAUGGACUCCAGCAUUAACGUGUCUCCGAAAUCCUCUCAUCCGUUUGUUCCUGAUGCGGUGGACAGUCCUAAAUCUCCCAAGCCUGACUCGAAUGACGUGAAGGUGGAAGGUGUGGACUCGGAGUCGUGUGAGGCCAGGAUGUGUAGCGGGAACGGCGAGUGUGUGCUGAGGGACGGACAGAUGAGCUGCGAGUGUGCACUGGGUUACGGAGGAGAGAGCUGUGAGCUUGAGGUUGGAGGGAUGAUGCAGGGGCCAGUUCUUUACGCCGCCGUGGGACUGGCUGUGGGGGUCAUUGUCCUCGGCGUGAUUGUCGGGAUCGUACGGAAGAAGAAGGCUGCAAAUCGGAGGCAAGCAAGACCGAUCGUGAGGGAGACUAGUCUGCGGGAUCUGUCGAACAGAGCAGAGACUACACCCACACACCAGAACAGCAGAUCGUCAGACCCUGAGAACCCGGAGGUCCGCUAGAGAUAAAGACCUCUGGAGUUCAAUGCACUUCCCUGCUGAUUUUAGUCUCAACUCUGAUUUCCUCUCAGCCACAGGAUGUGAGGUCAUGUCCAGCUUCCUUUGCAGUGUGAAAUAAAGUUGCUGCUGUUUGAGCAUGGCUUUUGAAAGUUAUUUGAGAUGAAAUUUCCUUGUGACUCCAUUGAACAAAAAAUAGAGUUAAGGCUAACAGUAAAGAUGUGCUUGAUUUUGCUGUAAACCAAUAGGCAAGGUCCAAAACCCCUUUAA
This is a messenger RNA of Hemibagrus wyckioides, 4082 nucleotides long. It is a transcript of the gene lrp13a, whose product is annotated as low-density lipoprotein receptor related-protein 13. Gene Ontology annotation, molecular function: calcium ion binding; protein binding. The transcript has 18 exons. Bases 78 to 3818 code for a protein of 1246 amino acids. The record is from RefSeq and is a predicted model, not a curated record. NCBI's taxonomy places the organism in Eukaryota, Metazoa, Chordata, Actinopteri, Siluriformes, Bagridae.